Molecule: messenger RNA, 2759 nt
Organism: Daldinia caldariorum
Lineage: Eukaryota; Fungi; Ascomycota; Sordariomycetes; Xylariales; Hypoxylaceae
Product: glucose-6-phosphate 1-dehydrogenase
Exons: 6
Coding region: 551-2062 (503 amino acids)
Biological process (GO): pentose-phosphate shunt, oxidative branch; glucose metabolic process
Cellular component (GO): cytosol
Molecular function (GO): NADP binding; glucose-6-phosphate dehydrogenase activity
Source: RefSeq, a predicted model, not a curated record
UGAGGUAGUAAUAGGUACAUCGUCAUCCCAAAAGGAGUUUAGAAGUACGGGUGUUAUACCUAACCAUUUCCAAGGUUCCAAGACUAACUGCCUUAGGUACCUAGGUACUUAUUAUGUAUUCUACCUAAAGGUUAAUCAACUUUGCACCUGCUCAAGCUCUCUGCUACAUAGGUUUUAAUACCGCUCCGAUGACAUACCCUCUUCUAAAGGACCAACCCACUCUUUAGCCAACGCUUGAAGCUACUAAGAAGUACCUAGGCCACACCCUAGAGACCUAAUAUCGGCCUUAACAGACAUUUACCGCCUGCGACCGACAGCUGUUUCGCCCGUUCCGCCCGGUCAACCCAAGACAUUUACUUCCUUCAACACCUUGAUUCCCUCUUGCCUUUCUAUUUGGCCCUUCCCCCAAUUUUCACGACAUCCUUUUUUUCCCUUUCCCUUUUCCAACCCACCUAAAAUACACCUCUUCUUCUCCCUAGGUAUCGUUCCUUGUCAAUAGUCAUUUCCCUCUCUACCAUCACCAUCUUGCCCUAACGGCAAACUACUCGCAAUGCAAGCUCCAGUAAGUGGUGUGGAGCUGAAGGACAACACGGUCAUCGUGGUUCUCGGCGCAUCCGGAGAUCUUGCAAAGAAGAAGACGUUCCCUGCCCUCUUCGGCCUUUACCGCAACCAAUUCCUCCCCAGAGAUGUCAAGAUCGUCGGAUAUGCGCGAACGAAGAUGGACCACGAGGAAUACCUCAAGCGAAUCAAGUCAUACAUCAAGACCCCUACCAAGGACUUAGAGAAGCAAUUGGCAGAGUUCUGUGAGCACUGCAGCUAUGUGUCUGGCCAAUAUGACCAGGACGAGCCCUUCUUGAAACUCAACGCUCACCUCGAGAAGCUAGAGGAUGGCCGACGCGAAACGCAUCGUCUCUUCUACAUGGCCUUACCCCCUAGCGUAUUCACCAUCGUCUCCCAACACUUGAAGCGAUGUUGCUACCCUAGCAAGGGUAUUGCGCGAGUUAUCAUCGAGAAGCCCUUCGGAAAGGAUCUUGCUAGCUCCCGUGAGCUACAAAGAUCGUUGGAGCCUGACUGGAAGGAGGAGGAGAUAUUCCGCAUUGACCACUACCUCGGAAAGGAGAUGGUGAAGAACAUUCUAAUUCUCCGAUUUGGUAACGAAUUCUUCGGUGCUACCUGGAACCGACACCACAUAGACAACGUUCAGAUCACGUUCAAGGAGCCUUUCGGUACGGAGGGCCGUGGUGGAUAUUUCGACGAGUUUGGAAUCAUCCGAGACGUUAUGCAAAACCAUCUGCUCCAGGUCUUGACGCUGCUAGCUAUGGAGCGACCCAUCUCCUUCUCGGCGGAGGAUAUUCGUGAUGAGAAGGUCCGUGUGUUGCGAGGUAUUCCUGCUAUCGAGCCAAAGAACGUCAUUAUCGGCCAGUACGGAAGGUCCCUAGACGGCACCAAGCCUGCUUACAAGGAGGAUGACACUGUCCCCAAGGACUCACGAUGCCCAACUUUCUGCGCCUUGGUUGCUUACAUCAAGAAUGAGAGAUGGGACGGCGUCCCGUUCAUUAUGAAGGCGGGCAAGGCUUUGAACGAGCAGAAGACGGAGAUUCGAAUUCAGUUCAAGGACGUUACUAGCGGUAUCUUCAAGGACAUCCCUCGAAACGAGCUCGUGAUGCGAAUCCAGCCGAACGAGAGUGUCUACAUUAAGAUGAACUCGAAGCUUCCUGGAUUGAGCAUGCAGACGGUCGUGACAGAACUCGACUUGACCUACCGACGACGAUUCUCGGACCUAAAGAUCCCCGAGGCGUACGAAUCGCUAAUUUUGGACGCGCUCAAGGGUGACCACUCCAACUUUGUCAGAGACGAUGAGCUUGACGCCAGCUGGAGAAUCUUCACUCCUCUACUGCACUACCUAGAUGACAACCAGGAGAUUGUCCCGAUGGAGUAUCCCUAUGGCUCGCGAGGACCGGCAGUCCUUGACGACUUCACAUCGUCCUACGGAUACAAGUUUAGCGACGCCACGGGUUACCAGUGGCCGACGACAUCGGCCGCGCCCCCUAACAAGUUGUAAGUAACUAUCGGCAUGGCGUUUCAGCGAUCGACUUUCAGGCAGUCGUUUAGACUUGCAUAUAUAGAGCGAGCAACCCACUGAUAUCUUCCCCCGAUAGUUAACUUUGGUCUCGCACUGGCAUUACCCGCCGCGUGCUUCUGCGUUGACUAGACUACCGACAAGGGGCGCGUGAGAAAAUGUCGGGCCUUUGGGGGCGGGCAUUGGGACGAAAAAAUAAAGAACAUUUCGAUCUUCUCUUUCAACGUGGGAUCUUCGGAUAGGGGGCGCGCGGGACUACUAAUAAAUAAGGGUCUGCCACCGAUAUUUCCAUAGAAAGAAAAUGCUAUGCUUUGAUUUAAACAGCUUUUGUUUUUUUAUUUUUUUCGGCUUGCAAUUGGGUCGUGUUAUAUGUUAGUAAAAUCAAGACAAGGCUCAGAGCCUUACGAAUAUUUCGCGGGUUACUUGAGGUAGUAGUAGUUAUGCCCAUCCCAUGUAAGACGGGACUGUUCAUCUUUUUUAACGAACGGAUUGAGACGGGAUAUGGUGGUGGAGAUGUGCCAAGGUACCAUCCAUUGACUGACUACCUAACAUAAUAUACCUGUAUAUAUGUCGGCAGGCUGUAGUGCUAACAAACGGUCAUUGAGUCAUAAUAUUCUUCACUUGAUUAUAAAAGAUCGAGAUAUACUAUUGUAGGAAUAGCGAAAAAGAGUUCAACCAA